AUGGCCCUCUCCAUGGCUCUCCUCCUCCUCCUCUUCUUUCCGUUCAUCUUCCUCCUCCACAGCCUCUACUACCGCCUCCGCUUCCGCCUCCCACCGGGGCCGCGCCCCUGGCCGGUGGUCGGAAACCUCUAUCAAAUCAAACCCGUUCGGUUCAGGUGCUUCGCGGAGUGGGCCCAAUCGUACGGCCCAAUCAUUUCGGUCUGGUUCGGAUCGACGCUGAACGUCGUCGUUUCGAACUCGGAAUUAGCGAAGGAAGUCCUGAAGGAGAAGGAUCAGCAGCUCGCCGACCGCCACCGCAGCCGAUCAGCCGCCAAUUUCAGCAGAAACGGUCAGGAUCUUAUAUGGGCCGAUUACGGGCCUCACUAUGUGAAGGUGAGAAAAGUUUGUACGGUGGAGCUGUUUUCUCCAAAGAGGCUUGAAGCUCUGAGGCCAAUUAGGGAAGAUGAAGUUACGGCUAUGGUGGAAUCCAUUUACAAUGACUGUACUCAUCCUGCCAACUCGGGAAAGAGCCUGCUAGUGAAGAAAUACUUGGGAGCUGUAGCAUUCAACAACAUUACUCGACUUGCGUUCGGAAAAAGAUUUGUAAAUUCGGAAGGUGUAGUAGACAAACAAGGACAAGAGUUUAAGGCCAUUGUUGCGAAUGGAUUAAAGCUCGGUGCAUCUCUUGCCAUGGCGGAGCAUAUCCCAUGGCUCCGUUGGAUGUUCCCACUCGACGAAGAGGCGUUUGCCAAACACGGGGCCCGUAGAGACAGUCUCACACGGGAUAUAAUGGAAGAGCACACACUUGCCCGCCAGAAAAGUGGAGGUGCCGCUAAGCAACACUUUUUUGAUGCUUUGUUGACCCUUAAAGAUAAGUACGAUCUGAGUGAGGACACAAUCAUCGGCCUUCUUUGGGACAUGAUCACGGCAGGAAUGGACACAACCGCAAUAUCCGUGGAGUGGGCCAUGGCGGAACUAAUCAAGAACCCGCGGGUCCAACAUAAGGCCCACGAGGAGCUCGACCGUGUGAUCGGAACCCAACGCAUCAUAACCGAACUCGACUUCCCAAAUCUCCCAUAUCUCCAAUACAUCGCUAAAGAAGCAAUGCGAUUGCACCCACCAACUCCUCUGAUGCUCCCUCACCGAUCCAACGCAAACGUCAAAAUCAACGGAUACGACAUUCCCAAGGGGUCCAACGUCCACGUCAACGUGUGGGCCAUAGGGCGGGACCCACAAGUGUGGAAGAAUGCUUCGGAAUUUAGGCCCGAGAGGUUUAUUGAGGAAGAUGUUGAUAUGAAGGGCCACGAUUUUCGACUGCUCCCGUUUGGUGCGGGGAGAAGAGUUUGCCCCGGUGCGCAAUUGGGGAUUAAUUUGGUGACGUCUAUGAUUGGGCAUCUUUUGCAUCACUUCGAGUGGGCCCCGCGUGAGGGUAUGCUUGCGGAGGAGAUUGAUAUGGGUGAGAAUCCUGGUCUGGUGACGUAUAUGAGGACUCCGUUGGAGGCUGUGGCUACUCCUCGAUUGCCCGAGUUUCUGUACAAACGUGUGGCGGUCGAUAUGUAAUUUUGUUGAUUUCCGCCAAGACGAAUUAAGUGUUUACUUUUGCUAUUUUACUUGCCCAUGAAUAGCAAUUUCACCAUUUGCCUAGUUUGAGUUAUAAUCAUAUUGAAAUAGUAAUUUUCAUUUUA
Erythranthe guttata (spotted monkey flower) is the source of this 1664-nucleotide messenger RNA. RefSeq names its product cytochrome P450 98A2. The record is from RefSeq and is a predicted model, not a curated record. Gene Ontology annotation, molecular function: heme binding; oxidoreductase activity, acting on paired donors, with incorporation or reduction of molecular oxygen; monooxygenase activity. Lineage: Eukaryota; Viridiplantae; Streptophyta; Magnoliopsida; Lamiales; Phrymaceae.